Girardinichthys multiradiatus is the source of this 2140-nucleotide messenger RNA. It is a transcript of the gene metap2a, whose product is annotated as methionyl aminopeptidase 2a. The transcript is spliced from 11 exons. Gene Ontology annotation, molecular function: metalloaminopeptidase activity. NCBI's taxonomy places the organism in Eukaryota, Metazoa, Chordata, Actinopteri, Cyprinodontiformes, Goodeidae. Gene Ontology annotation, biological process: proteolysis. The record is from RefSeq and is a predicted model, not a curated record. The coding region runs from base 31 to 1458 and encodes 475 amino acids.
CCGCUUCCUUUUCAAGCAGCGCCUGCGAUCAUGGCGGACGUUGUCGCGGAGCAGAUAGUGAUCCAGAAAGCAGUCCACGAAAGGGAACUGAACGGGGAGGCCGAAGUCCGGGAAGAGGCCGACCCAGUGGAUGAGGCAGCGAAAAAGAAGAAGAAAAAGAAGAAGAAGAGCAAGUCUGCAUCGACAGCUGUUGAGCCUGAGGCGGAUGGCGUGGUAGAGGUGACCAAACAGCUGGAGAAGCAGGCGAUUGAGGACAAGGAGAAGGACGAAGAUGGCGAGGACGAUGGAGACGACGGGGAAAAUGCAGCAGGGAAAAAGAAGAAGAAGAAAAAGAAGAAGAAAGGAUCCAAAACUCAAACUGAUCCCCCAUCUGUUCCCAUCUGUGAAUUGUACCCAAAUGGAGUCUUCCCCAUUGGGCAAGAGUGUGAAUAUCCUGUCUGUCAGGAUGGUCGGAGUGCGACGUGGCGUAUGACCAUGGAGGAGAGGCGGGUGAUGGAUAAAGCCAACGAGGAGGUGUGGAACGACUUCAGGCAGGCGGCCGAGGCUCACAGACAAGUCCGAAAACACAUCCGCAGCUUCCUCAAACCUGGGCUGACCAUGAUUGAAAUCUGCGAGCGAUUGGAGGAUUGUUCCCGUAAGCUGAUAAAGGAAAACGGGUUGAAUGCCGGGCUGGCCUUCCCCACCGGCUGCUCUUUGAACCAUUGUGCUGCCCACUACACUCCCAACGCUGGAGACACCACCGUCCUGCAGUACGACGACGUCUGCAAGAUUGACUUUGGCACACACAUCAAUGGGCGAAUUAUUGACUGUGCCUUUACCGUCACCUUUAACCCAAAGUACGACAAGCUGCUGGAGGCUGUGCAAGAUGCCACCAAUACUGGAAUCAAAAACGCCGGCAUCGAUGUGCGCUUGUGUGACGUCGGAGAGGCGAUUCAGGAGGUGAUGGAGUCCUAUGAGGUGGAGAUUGACGGGAAAACAUACCAAGUGAAGCCAAUCAGAAACCUGAACGGUCAUUCUAUCGGUCAGUACAGGAUACAUGCUGGAAAGACGGUGCCCAUCGUUAAGGGAGGGGAAGCAACAAGAAUGGAGGAGGGAGAGGUUUACGCCAUCGAGACGUUCGGCAGCACGGGUAAAGGUGUGGUCCACGACGACAUGGAGUGCUCUCACUACAUGAAGAACUUUGAUGUCGGGCACGUCCCCAUCAGGCUGCCUCGAGCGAAGCACCUGCUGAACGUGAUCAACGAGAACUUCGGGACGCUGGCGUUCUGCCGCCGCUGGCUGGACCGCCUGGGCGAGAGCAAGUACCUGAUGGCCCUGAAGAACCUGUGUGACCUGGGCAUCGUGGACCCCUAUCCUCCUCUCUGUGACACCAAGGGCUGCUACACCGCUCAGUUUGAGCACACCAUCCUGCUCAGGCCCACCUGUAAGGAGGUGGUGAGCCGAGGAGACGACUACUGAGACCCCCUCCUGACCUGACGCCCCUCACCGCACACAACACCUCCAGACACUGAUAGAGAAACAGCCGAAAAGAGCCUUUUUAUUCAGAAGAGCUGAAAAUGGAGAAAUGUUAUUGUAGUCUACCUACAAUGCAUCCCUCACAGCUUCCAAGGAAGGAUACAGAUAAAAUCAAACUAUCCAAUACAACUUCUUUGGAUCUCAUUUAGAAAACCUUUAGCAGUUAAUGUAUUAAAGCUGCCAGUGAACUCAGUGCAACCCCAGUAUUCAGAGAGAAACGGAGAAUUCAAGACCUAAGACCUCCCUUUCAGUUACAGUGACUCCACUCUGAGAUGUCAGUUCCACAAUCGAGGCUACCAAUGCUUUUAGGAAGUAUUUAGCUCAAUGCAUGUUGGGAAAUCACUGCGUACGGACUUGUCAGCAUAUUUAAACUCGGGGUGCCGUAGUAGUAGGUGCCAUCUUCAUUCAGACACGACAUACCUGCAGCUGUAUGUCUUGCUUCUGUCGCUACAGGAGGGAAAAUCUGCACUCUGGCCCUCCAGUCUUGGUUUCUUUAACAUUUGUAAAAUAUCGUUAAAACGACCGUUGCGACUGUAUGUUGCUGGGUAAAAUGCUUCAUUUGGAACUCUCCUUGGAAAUGUUUUUGUAAGAAAAAAGGAUGAUUAAAAUAAUUUUUGCUCAUUAA